Humulus lupulus (European hop) is the source of this 967-nucleotide messenger RNA. Its product is annotated as NEP1-interacting protein-like 1. Bases 110 to 871 code for a protein of 253 amino acids. Lineage: Eukaryota; Viridiplantae; Streptophyta; Magnoliopsida; Rosales; Cannabaceae. The record is from RefSeq and is a predicted model, not a curated record. The transcript has 5 exons.
UCUUAAAUGCCAAGUAUUAAUUCAUUUUAUUGCCCUAUAUAAAUGCUUGUGUGUUUUGCUAGCUAGCUUCACUUCAUAUUCCCAAGGCAGAGCUAGCUUUUUAAAGUGCAUGCUUUCUCACACUACCAAUAUGCCAAGUUUGAGUAUUUAUGCCAUGAUGAAGGGGUGGUUUCUUGGUGUAAGAGCAGCAUUAAGGUCUGAGGAGGACCCUUUUUCAAAGUGGGGUUUGGCUGAAAUUGGUGGUUGUGCUGGAUUUCUGUCUGCACUCGUGAAGAGAAUUUUGUUUGCUGGUUUUGCCUGCAUUCUUGCAUUAGGAGGAGCUAUAGCGGGAAUGAUUCAUGGCGCCAUAAAAGGCCAAACUACAGAAACUGGAUUUCUUAAAGGAGCUAUUACAGGAGGGCUAGCUGGGGCAGUUGCAGCGAUUCAAUUGCUGGAAUCAGCUGUGGAUGGUGAACCAUUUUCCAAGAUUGCCGUAUUGCGUACUUUAGUAAAUGGAAAAGUAUUUAUGGAAUUUGUAAGUCCUGCAGUGCUUAAAGCCUACCAGUGUCAAGUUAGUACACUGGAAAAUCAUUAUAUAGAAUUUGCAGACAUAUAUGCCACUGCAACAAUGAAAGGAUUGUCCCAUAUCUCCAUUCAAAAGCUUCCUUCACAUAAAUAUGGCUCUACCAAUUAUGAUACCAACCUGCUUCAUUCACAUGAUGAGUUUUGUUGCUCAAUUUGCUUACAGGAACUGAAGGGAGGAGACUCAGUAAGAAGACUUCCCAAGUGUGGACAUUUCUUUCACUUAGACUGUAUAGACCAAUGGCUGAUGAGGCAAGGCUCUUGCCCCAUCUGUAGAAUAUAUGUUUGUAAUGACAGAAAUGAAUUGUAAGAUUAUUGGGUCUCAACUGAACCCAUCAGGGAAAACAAAUUAAAUUUCUUGAACAAAAUUAAAAAAAUGUGUAUAAAAUUGCAAGAUUUUAAGUCA